AUGGAUAAUCACACAUCUGUCUUUCUCCUUUUGGAACUCUCAAAAAUUUGGGAAAAACAGUUUAUGUAUGCAGCUUUAUUCCUGAUACUUUAUUUAAUGACAGUGAUAGGAAAUAUUCUAAUCAUCAUUGCAGUUAUUUUUGACCACCACCUUCACAUUCCCAUGUACUUCUUUGUGAUGAACUUAGCCAUACAAGACAUUGGUUCUGUUUCAGUCAUUGUCCCCAAAGCUGUUUUUAAUUCUCAUAGGAAUAUAAGGCAUAUUUCUUAUUUAGGAUGCGUUGCUCAAGUCCUUUUGUUUGUUUUCUUCCUGAGCUCUGAAAUGGGCCUCCUGACUGUCAUGGCCUAUGAUCGGUAUGUUGCCAUUUGCAAUCCUUUACAGUAUGAAAUGAUAAUGAACAAGAAAGCUUGCUGUAUAAUGGCUGGUGGUGUAUGGAUAGCUAGUUUUCUGAAUGCUUCAUUACACACUAUUGAAACAUUUACAACAGCGUUCUGUUCUAAUAUUAUCAACCAAUUCUACUGUGAAAUCCCACAUUUACUUAACAUUGCCUGCUCUGGUUCAUACAUCACUGAAAUUGGAGUUGUAGUGUUUAAUGCUAUAUUAUCAGCUGGUUGUUUUGUUUUUACAGUUGUUACUUAUGUGAAAAUCUUCUCUGCUGUUCUGAGAAUUCCUUCUGUUCAGGGAAGAAAAAAGGUCUUCUCCACUUGCCUACCUCACCUCAUUGUUUUCUCCAUAUUUUUGUUUACUGGUUCAUUUGCUUACCUAAGACCUACUUCUAACAGACCAUCACAUCUGGAUUUUAUAAUUACAAUAAUGUAUUCCAUAAUUCCACCCAUGCUGAAUCAAUUUAUCUACAGCAUGAGAAACAAAGAGCUCAAAGCUACUCUAUCAAAAUUUCUGUGGUCAUUUUUUUUUGACCAAAUGGUGAACUGUGUAUCUACCUUUUCAUCUAAGUUAAUGGGAAAGGGAAAAAGGUGA
Candoia aspera is the source of this 978-nucleotide messenger RNA. Its product is annotated as olfactory receptor 14I1-like. Lineage: Eukaryota; Metazoa; Chordata; Lepidosauria; Squamata; Candoiidae. Gene Ontology annotation, molecular function: G protein-coupled receptor activity; odorant binding; olfactory receptor activity. Gene Ontology annotation, biological process: G protein-coupled receptor signaling pathway. The record is from RefSeq and is a predicted model, not a curated record. The transcript has a single exon. Gene Ontology annotation, cellular component: membrane. The coding region runs from base 1 to 978 and encodes 325 amino acids.